Molecule: messenger RNA, 3561 nt
Organism: Colletotrichum higginsianum IMI 349063
Lineage: Eukaryota; Fungi; Ascomycota; Sordariomycetes; Glomerellales; Glomerellaceae
Product: Telomerase reverse transcriptase
Exons: 7
Coding region: 1-3561 (1186 amino acids)
Biological process (GO): telomere maintenance via telomerase
Cellular component (GO): telomerase catalytic core complex
Molecular function (GO): telomerase RNA binding; telomeric repeat DNA binding
Source: RefSeq, a predicted model, not a curated record
AUGGUACGCAAAAGAAAAGAACGGUCUCUCGGGGGGCUGGGUGAGAAGCAUCCGGAACGUAAAAGGGCCAGGUUGGAUCGGACUACGAGUCGGAUCAAGCAUUGCGUACUGCCACAGUAUUAUGACAAUGUACAGACACUCCGCGAAUACCUGCUUUCGAAGCUGCCGGGCUCUUCGAGGCUUCGUCGCAAGAAAAUAGCUUUGUUAGGGAAGGACGAGAAUCGGCCAAGUAAGGAAGGCCACGAUUACAUCCCGGAGCUGGUUGUGUUACUAGAUACGACGCUGGUUUGCACACAUCAUCGCUCCCAGGCUCAAUCCGAUUCUAGGUGGGAGCAGUGGAGGUCCUUUUCGCAGAAAGCAGACGAAUCUGUCGUAUCGGCUUCAGGGAACCUUGCCAGCGCCGCAGCUUCGCAAUCAGAGAUUGUUGACUUUGUCAUCUGGCAACUUUUCUCCAGAAUCCAGCCUCAUACCGCGUGGCCGAAACAUAUCCUAUGCGAUGGCUUCAAAAAACGAGCUGAAAAUGUCGCCAACGGCAAUGGCCAAGACGCUGCCGGGCCCAUUCCGGGACUCGCUUCCGUCCAACCGAAUCACAGUGUCCAAGCUCUCAAGGAGACUCCGUGGCCGCAGACCCUUAUGCUGCUUGGAAAAUCGGGCGAGCAGAUCAUGAUUGAUCUACUUAUUGACACGGCCGUCUUCCUCCCGGUAAAGGCCGGCAUUGGCAAUUUGCACCAACUGAGCGGUAUUCCAAUAUUGGAAACCGGCGUGUCAGUAGGUACGAACCAGAGUAAGACGGAUCAUUCGAAAGGCCAAUUCAAACCGGUAGAUGCCGUUCACGAACGACUUCCUUCCGAAAUAACUUUUGUGAGGAACCGCAUGCUCUACGCCAGAGCCGCACUCACCGCCAAGGGCACUGUCCAUCACGGCCUCAGACAUAUACAUCAGGCGUCAGAAGAAGAGAAGGGAACUCUGCCCGUAUCCAAUGAGCGAAACACACUCAAGGUCAUGAUGUAUAUUUUCCCUCGGCAGUUUGGUCUACACAACGUGUUUACCUCAGCGAUUGAUUACUCCAAGACCUCUCAGAAGUUUGCAGACUACACCCUCCGCGAGGAGGAAAUCUCCACGGUAUACAAAGAGCAGAAAGUGCGACUUCCCAAGCGACUACGGGGAGACGCCAAACGGCUUGUCGAGAGGCUCCAACUUCUCCAUGGCCGUUGCGUCUACGCAGAGUUACUGCGACAUUACUGUCCAACUCCUAUCGACUUUAGGUCUCGCACCACUCUGUCGAAGAAGACAAUGAAGCAGCCUCCAAACCUUCCUGUUUCUCAGACACCAGGAAGUCGGACGCUACAGACGGAGCACACUCGUCUUUCCAGUAAUACAACACAGAGCCGCCACAAGUCACGUCAACCAGCCUCGUCUCUGCCGGCGAUCAAAUUCGAUGCAGUGACUGAAUUGGCGACUUCUGCGAGCCACGUGUCCGCCUAUUGUCAGGCUGUGUUGGCCAAGGUCAUUCCCAAUGAGUUUUGGGGGUUCGGCGACGACCAGGUUCACAACAAAAACCUAAUACUGAAGAAGGUCGACCAUUUUGUCAGAAUACGGAGGUUCGAGAGCAUGACCCUGAAUGAACUUGCCGACGGUAUCAGGGUGACGAGCAUGGCAUGGUUAGCGCCACCCGCUCUGACGGGACAGAAGACCAGUCAAACGGACAUGAAGAAACGACUCGAGAUACUGAAUGAAUUCCUGUAUUAUGUUUUUGAUUCUCUCUUGAUACCCCUUUUGCGCAGCAAUUUCUACAUCACCGAAUCAAGUUCUCAUCGUUAUCGGCUCUUUUACUUUCGACACGACAUCUGGCGGUACGUGGCAGAGCCAGCGAUGACGACCCUCCGGACCACCAUGUUUGAGGAGGUCAAACUCGAUCAGGCUACCCGUGUCCUCGACUCCAGGCGUUUGGGCUUCAGUCGCAUCAGGCUGUUGCCGAAGGGGAAAACUAUGCGGCCGAUCACGAAUCUGCGAAGGAGGACGGUUGCCAAGGGCAAAGGCACAAUCCUUGGGCCCAGUAUUAACUCCGUCCUUGGGCCCGUUCACUCCAUGCUCAGGCUGGAAACGGAGCGCAAUCCAUCCAAGCUCGGCUCUUCGAUGUUCUCUGUGGGCAAUCUCUACCCCCGACUGCACGCUUUCAGCGCUAGUUUCGGAAAGCAACAUCCAAAGUUUUACUUCGCCAAAGUGGAUGUGCAGUCUGCCUUUGACACAAUCCCACAGACUGCCGUCAUCCGGCUGAUGGAAGACAUCCCCAGCGAGAAACAGUACAUCAUCAAAAAGCACGUCGAGGUCAAGGCGGCUUUGUUGGAUAGCCAGCCCCAAAAGCAUGCAGUCACAAAACUGAUGCGACGGUGGCACUCCAUCGCUGUCACGCGCAACGACACGACCGACUUCGCGCAACUAGUCGAGAGCCGUCUUGGGAAGAGCCGGAAGAACACAGUCUUUGUGGGCAACGCAAUGAGGAGGGAGGUCGGGAUCAGGGAGCUGAUGGACCUGAUGACGUCGCACAUCAAGCAGAACCUGGUUAAGGUCGGCAAGAAGUUUUACAGGCAGAAGAGGGGCAUUCCUCAAGGCUCCGUGCUCUCCUCGGCCCUUUGCAACUACUUUUAUGCGGACCUGGAGGCGCAGCGCCUCUCGUUCCUGGCGGCGGAGGACUGUCUUCUUUUGAGGCUGAUUGACGACUUUCUCCUUAUCACGACAGAUCCGUCGAAGGCGCGCGAGUUCGUUGAGGUCAUGCACGGCGGGCUCCCCGAGUACGGCGUCACGGUCAACCCUAAGAAGACGCUGGUCAACUUCGGCAUGGCCGUCGAUGGAAUGAGCGUGGCUAGGAUGCCGGAGGGGUCUCGUUUCCCCUAUUGCGGCCUGGGUAUUGACUGCAACACACUUGACAUCGUCAAGGACCGGGAACACAUCAAAGACGCCGGUAAGCUCAACGUCUCCGUCCUUCAAAUGCAGCAACUUGGUAACCUAAUCGACUUGGCAGUUGUCUCUAAUGCUCUGACGAUCGACUACGGCAACAAGCCCGGCCAGAACUUCCAACGGAGAGUCCUGAGUGAGUACAGCGACAGCCGCAGCCGUUGCCGUCACGUAUCGAUUAACAUUGCCACAGACGCCUUCAAGAUCCAAUCCCACCUCAUGUUCUACGAUACCAAGCACAACGCCAUGGGGACCGUCAUGUCGAACCUCCACAAGGCCUUUGCGGAAACGGCCGAGAAGAUGUGGGCUUACUGGCGCUGCCUCCCCGCGGGGGGACGACCCGUAGACAGGUUGAUCAUGCAGACCGUGACAAAAGUCAUCGACGUAGCCUUUGUUCUGCUCACGAGCCAGGCGAGGCGGGAGAAAUACCCAGAGUACGUCUGCGACAUCGAGAAGACGCAUGUCGCAUGGCUCGCGCUCGACGCGGUGAGAAAGGUCCUCGCCCGAAAACAAGCAAACUUCGCGGGCGUCCUAUCGUGGAUCGACACUGAGCUCGGGAAGCUCGACUCUAAGCAGGUAGCACGCGCGACAAAGCACAUUCGUUGA